Penicillium waksmanii is the source of this 1980-nucleotide messenger RNA. RefSeq lists its product as uncharacterized. The record is from RefSeq and is a predicted model, not a curated record. Gene Ontology annotation, molecular function: DNA-binding transcription factor activity, RNA polymerase II-specific; zinc ion binding; DNA binding. NCBI's taxonomy places the organism in Eukaryota, Fungi, Ascomycota, Eurotiomycetes, Eurotiales, Aspergillaceae. Gene Ontology annotation, biological process: DNA-templated transcription; regulation of DNA-templated transcription. The transcript has 6 exons. Bases 1 to 1980 code for a protein of 659 amino acids. Gene Ontology annotation, cellular component: nucleus.
AUGGUGGGAACGAAGGCCGGUAAAACAGUGCGACCUGCAGCAUCCUGCACCGAGUGCCAACGGCGCAAACAGAAAUGCAGCCGCCAAUGGCCAUGCAAUCAUUGCCAGGCUAGAAAUAUACCACAUGUCUGCAAAUACCCUCAAAAACAAUUAACGAAGACUCCUCAUGUCCCAAAUGAAACUACGCGGAAACCUUCUCUGGAAGGCAGAGAAGAGGAAGAUCCCGCAGAUUUUUUUAAACCAGAAGAUAUUGAGAUCACCACAGAAGAUUUACCUGCCCGAGCUGCGAAGGGUGAACUCCGCAACUUGGGUUACAUGCCUGACCAAAGUCCACUUUUUGGAAAGGCCUUACCAAUGUCAUCCACACCAGCAUCGAAAUUAUCUUCGGAGGCAAUGUCCUCCGAGAUGAAAAAUGUCUUACGGCUUUUGCCUCCCAAACCAUACACAGACAUUUUGGUCCAGCGCUAUCUGGGAGUCACCAAUUUCAGUUACUAUGCCUUAUACCCGCCGAUCUUUUCUCGUGACUAUGCGGCUUGGUGGUCCGACCGAGCAAGUGGGAAGCCACUCACACCGGAGUUUACGUGUCUUCUCAUUCGUGUUUGCGCCUGUUCAUCGCAAUAUCUGGACUCUGAGAUUCAAUUAAAACUCGAAUCAGAACUAGGAGAGUCUGUCCAAAGUCUAUCAGAAAGCUACCACCACGCUGCCAAACAGCUAAGCGAUACGAUCGCCCCUGGAAAAGGAGGUCUAGCGCAAAUCCAGCAACUAUUCCUAACCGCAGCUUGGUUCAAGUCUGAAUCUCUUUUUGUCGAAUCCUGGCAUGCUUUGAGUUCUUGUAUCCACGAAGCACAAGAACUCGGCAUGCAUAAAAAGCACCAAAAGCCGGGAUUGUCCGAAUUUGAAAUAGAGAUGAGAAGACGGCUUUGGUGUCUGCUAUAUGUAUGGGACUGGCAAAUGUCUAUGUUUCUGUCUCGCCCCCUCAUCAUCAACCAAGCCCCUUGCUCCUACGAGCUACCGAAUAUGACGUUGGAGACCUUGGAUCCCGCAACUGGUCUGCCUUCUCCAGUUUCUCACAUUGCCUCCCAAUGCGAGCUAGGCAAAAUGAUCACAAAAGUUCUCACAAAAAUGGAAGGCACCACUGAUGCUAUUGAAACCGAUUCUAUCAAAGCAGAUAUAGAAAGGUGGAUGAAUUCAUUGCCAGCAGCCUAUCAAGAAGAGAGCCCAGACACCCAAUGGGACGAAGAACAUAUAUACGUGCCUCUCCAGCGUCGCCAACUACAUGCCAUAGGAUAUAUGACCAUGCUUUUACCCUUCAAAGGGUAUCUCGUCAAGACAUUUGAUUCUCAGGCUUCUGAUGUGGAUAGAGCUCGCCGGGCAUCUGCGAUCGAAAUUGCCCUUCAUCUAAUGAAAGUGUCGCAUCGACUUUUUGACCAUGUAUUCCCAAUCAACGCCAAGUUCCACCUGGUUACGUUCUUGAUAUUUGACACUGCGGCUUUCCUUUCCUCUGCUAUAAUCCACGACAAAGAUCGCAGUCUUCCACAACGAGAAGAAGUUUUUCAAGCAAUUAGGCUCGCAUGCUCUCUCAUGGGUCAGCUCGCCCCAGUUACAAAGACAGGUGCAAUUUGUUACCCGGUUCUCGACAGGCUCGCCAGAAGUCUAUCACCAAACAAAGCGGCCUCAAUGAAUGGUACUACCACCGGGGAUAUAUCGAGUACUGGAACAAUGGCCUUCGACUCAUCGCCAGACUUCGACUUUCUUGAUGCCGAUAACUCAGAAUCACUGACUUCAUCUUUGGGGCUCAUGCCUGCCAAUGGUAUGUUCUUACCCACCUCGGCGGAUCUGGACUUUCCGAUGGCUGGCAUGGAAACACCGCCUAUUAUGAGUAUUGGUGAUUUCUCCAAUAUGGAUGUCGGUCAAUUUGAUCAGAUCUGGGACUGGCAAAAUCUGGAUUUGACUCUACUGCCCACUUUUCAGACAAAAUAG